Molecule: messenger RNA, 234 nt
Organism: Thlaspi arvense
Lineage: Eukaryota; Viridiplantae; Streptophyta; Magnoliopsida; Brassicales; Brassicaceae
Source: the annotation of a GenBank genome assembly
AUGGAUACGCAGAACAAUGUGGCGGCGUGCAAGAGCGCCUGCGCGGCGUUCAACAAGGAGGAAUAUUGCUGCAGCGGAGCUCACUCGACGCCGGAAACUUGUUCUCCGACGAAUUUCUCGAUGAUUUUCAAGAAGGCUUGCCCUAGUGCCUAUAGCUACGCUUAUGACGACGAGACGAGCACUUUCACUUGUGCCGGAGCUAACUACUCCAUCACUUUCUGCCCCAGUUCUUAA